AUGGCGCUUGUUGAGGAAGGGCUGGGUUUCGGAGUUGUGCUCCUGGAUCUCCCUGAUCUCCCUUUCGACCUUCUGACCUCAGUGAUUUGGUGCGUCAUCACCAGCUCGCGGGCCUACUUAAGGUUCUUAACGUAGAAGAGUUUUGCUGCGUCGUUGUUAAAAGUCCUUUAGAGUGAAACAGGCUGGGAUAAGUCUUGGGGCACAGCGGACGCCCGAAGUUGAAAAUUUCUGUAAUUCGAAAUUUGUCUAAAGUCGCAAACGACACGAUGAACAACGCGGUUGGGAAAAAAACGAGAGACAAGGACAAAGCGAGGCAAGACAAACUUUGACUUUCUCUUUUUGAGUGAUUCAGGGCCUGUGGACCGGCCGGCUGAAGUUUUUGUGGGUCUAUCACCCUUUUUAGUGGAAAAGACUUCAUAUGGCCGCAUGAAGCUCUAAAUUUGGUACAAUACGGGCACAAAACUGAGCGAAAGUUUGAUCAGGAUUUUUUGUGAUGUCUCGGGAUGAUGCCUAUUGAUAGAAAUAAACGGUGGCGGUGCUUGGCAAAAAAUGAAGUGAAGAGAAAAAAAUGUAUGAUUCUAAGCAGGGCGCAGUUGCUUGGAAGCGGAUGGAAUGAUGCUUCUACAACAAGAAUGAGUUUUCCAUUUGCGGAGAGUACUGUAUGCGGAUAUGCGCAUUGCGUGCAUACACUUUCGUUGCGUGACGUCACCAGGUCGUACAUCUCCGGGUUUUUGCUUCCGAGUUUUUUUGAAUAUUUUUUUUUGCUUUCUUUCAAGAUUUGCAUUUUCCUCGAUGAUAUUUGCACGAUAAAAAAAACAGUAUCAAAAAAAUGGUAAAAAAAAACUCGGAAACGUACGACUCGGUGACGUCACGCAACGAAAGUGUAAACACGCAAUGCGCAUAUUCGCAUACAGUACUCUCCGCAAAUGCUCGCUCUUGUCAUAGCACCGGAAUGAUCUCCAGAGGUCUGCGGGGUGCAGCAGUUCCCAGAUGGACGGAACCAUGAAGCUACCAGUGAAAGAUCUGAGCUCGUGCGAGCCUGAUCCUUCCCUGGUGGCUUCUUCUUCUGGUGCAGAACACAGAACGGAAUCCAGAAGUCAAGUAGAUUCAUUCCAAAAUAAUGAAAGUUACAGUUACAAAGUUAUGAAAGUGGAGGGAGAGUUACAGUUAGAUCGUUUAAAAUAACUGAGUAGAAGGUGGUAAGAGAUUGUGCAAAAGCGGAGGCUCAGAGAGGGGGAGGGGGAGUUGAGGCUUUUACCGGUCGCUUCUGGUGACGCGGCGAGCGGUAUUAGAAUGCUUUUAGCGUGGGUGCUUUUAGACGCUUUGAUAAGGGGUUUCAACGACGUUUUUUCUAGGACCCGUCGAGAUCAAGAGACUAUUACUUACAAUAAUUUGAAAGCCUCCCUUAGAGCAGUUAGGGGACAAAGUAGGGCUCUAGAAGGGGAAAAUAUAGAUCGUUCCUUUAGUAACUUUGGUCUGACCCCUAACGUAAGCAUACAAAACUCAAGUGACCCCUAUAUUAGUCUCUCAAGCUUUUGUCCGAAAUUUAAAAUUGUUCAGAAUCUUGGAUCUAAGCUGGACCCUAUAGGGGAACCUCCGAAGGAUCCUAUGUUUGCUCCAACCCCUCCCCCCCUCCCCCCAUUUUCCCAAAUAGGAAGUUAUUAUGAUUUAGAAGGAAGAAAUCCCGUUCCCUGAAGAAAAUAAACCGCCGCCGCACGUUGGAACGAGUUACGGGAAGGUCGAAAAGCAAUUUAGCCUCGUUCCCGAAGAUUCCGAGGGUUAUGAAGAAGCUGGAGAAUGUCGUUUGUGUGGAAAGGAGUUCGCCCGGGUAGGUUAUUUAUUUAAAAAAAAUUGAGCAAGUUUGAUAAAAAUUGAACUCGAAGCAACUAACAUGCUUUUUUCUAAUGUAUAGUUUAUUUAAAAGGCCUUUUUAGUGCCGAGAAUAAAGACCUCUUUUAUGUUAUCCAACUAAAGGAAUGAAAAAAAAAUUUGGUUUUUACAAGAAAAAAACUGAAAAGUUGAAAUUUUUGAACUUUUUCACCAUGGAGCGCAAGUGUCGUCGGAAAGUCUACGAAACCGUUUCGUUUCGUUUUUUUAGUUUUUAAAUUCAGCAGUUUUGUUUUUUUGAUUAUUGAAAAGAAAUUUUCUUUGUUUUACUUCUAAUUUGCGAAGAAUUAGGAUAUUCGGACUUUGAAAGUCUAUUUUCGGAUGAUAAGCUUUGAUAACGUCUUUGAUUCUGCAUUCAGCUUUAAUUCUGUGUUUUUUGCUAUAUUUUUCGCUUCUUAUCAGGAAUUUUCGCUAGUUUGGCAAUUGAGAUUACAGAAUUCUUGUAGAGUGAUGUGAUUAUUAGUUGUUUAGAAAAUCCUAAAACUUUUCGAGUAAUUCAUGGAAAAAUAAGGCCGUUUUGAAUAUACUAUUUUGUUUCAGUUAUGGCACCUCGUCCGAUGUGUUGCCUCGCCCAACUGCAACGCCCAUUUCCACACGAAAUGUCUGGCGGCUGAAGGCUUGAGGAAGUUGGGCGAAUUUCCCAAGCAACUUUUCCCGUUGAAAGGAAAAUGUCCCGUGUGCAAUGGGAAUUAUCUCUGGGGCGACGUCAUCAAAGAGCAGAGGAGGAUUAUUUUGGUUUGUAGUUUGUAGUUUUUCAAACAAUUGUGGCUUGAGAAAAAAUCUCGGAGGAUUUAUAUUCUUUUUUUCUGUACAAAGAAUAUUUUUUUGAAUAAAUUUCCGUAGAUUUCAAGGUUUUUUUAAAAUAUAAACUCAAAAAGGUCACAGAUUUUUUUAAAAUCCUUAUACAAUUAUUCGAGAGUUUUUGUGAUAUAUUAUUGGAAAACUAGAAUAUUUUUAGUGAAAAAAAUGUUUCGAAAGUUGGUAAAUUGAAUUUUUUUCGUUAUUUUUCAAGUUUAAACGAUGGAAUAGUCCUAUAUUUGUCCUAUAGCUCUUUUUUUAUUAAAAUCGAGAAAAGCGUUUUUUUCAAACUAAUAAAAGAAACUAUACCUUUUUAAGGGUUUUUUUCUAUCAAUUUCUUAUCAUUUCCGUUGAAUUUUAUUCGCAAAUUACUAUUAAACGUUUUUCAAAACAUUUUUUUCUUGAUUUUUUUCGAUCAAUUUAAGCUUUCAAAACAUUUUUUUCUUGACGCCAUUUUUCAAUGUGAACUCCGCGAAAUUCAAAGUUAUCUUUUUGUUCUCCAAAAUUUAAUUAUCUUUUUCCGCUCUCUGAUGAAAUUUAAACACGGCAUGAACUCGUGAAGCGAAUCAAAAAGAUUAUCCCAAUUUUAUGUUUCAGGUCUCGGCCAAGGCGACCGACGAAUUCAAGAAAAUGGUCGUAAAAAAGAAUUUAGUCGUCGAUUAA
Molecule: messenger RNA, 3348 nt
Organism: Caenorhabditis auriculariae
Lineage: Eukaryota; Metazoa; Nematoda; Chromadorea; Rhabditida; Rhabditidae
Source: the annotation of a GenBank genome assembly